Myxocyprinus asiaticus (Chinese sucker) is the source of this 3052-nucleotide messenger RNA. Its product is annotated as vacuolar protein sorting-associated protein 26B-like. Gene Ontology annotation, cellular component: retromer complex; endosome. The record is from RefSeq and is a predicted model, not a curated record. NCBI's taxonomy places the organism in Eukaryota, Metazoa, Chordata, Actinopteri, Cypriniformes, Catostomidae. The coding region runs from base 1298 to 2296 and encodes 332 amino acids. The transcript is spliced from 6 exons. Gene Ontology annotation, biological process: intracellular protein transport; retrograde transport, endosome to Golgi.
AUUUGACCUAGUGUUUGGUAAAUUACUCAAAAAAAAUAAUCCACUACAAAUUACUUAUUACUUCUCUAAAAUUGCAUUUAGAUUACUGACUGGCAAGUAGUUUACUUCAUUGAAGAAAGUAAACACAUUACUAAUUACUUUUAAGUUAUUUUCUGAAAACACUUUUCACAGAACAGUUAUUGUUUUUCCACUCAAUGAAUUCAAAAUAAUGUCUAUAUUUCCUCCUUGUCGCACCACAUGUUUCAGCUCUCACAGAAAUGCAAACAGACGUACAGUACAUACAGGUAUGAACACAAUUCAUGUUUUAAAUGUAUUUUACAUAAAUACAAUUUUAGAAAUAUGUGUAGCCCAAGUAAUGUACAGUACUUAAGUAAUUAUCUUAAUUGAAGGUCAAUAACUGUAAUCUGAUUACAGUAAAUUACAUGUAAUUAAUUACUUUGUAAUUAGAUGACAUCCAGCACUGAUUUGACCUAAGCAGUAUAAAGAAUGUAUAAAUACUGAAAACAAUACAAUAGAAAGGCAUAACUGACAUUCCACCUACGGUUAAAUGUUGAAUGUAUAUGCUUAAUAUUUAAACUUUAUUAUAACAAAGUUUGUCACAUGCUAAACUGUCCUUUUAUUUUUGUAUCGUCUGUAAUGUUUUGUGUUGUUUUGUGUGAUGUGAAAUGAAAAAACUUUGCUAUAGUUAAAUGCCAUCAGACUAGCAUUAAAACAGAGAUGAGUAAUUCUCUCUGGCAUUACAAUAUUGUACUGUCAAUAAAUAAUCCAUUAUAUAAUGCUUAGAAUAUUUCUCAGGUACAUUUAAAAGGAAUUGACCAUUUGUGUAUACCGUUAAUUUGGUUAUGUAAUCAGUUUCUUUUUAUUAAUGUUCUUUAAUAAUAAAGACAUUCUUAUAUUAACAAAGAACAUUAUUGUUUCCCAAUCUCAGAAAAGUGAGAAAUUUAUUCUGAAAUGAACUACGCAAAUUGACUUUUAUUUUGAAAUGUAAGAUAGCUCCCGGAAGUGUACAAAGAGGGAAAUAUUUUUAUGGGCAAAUAUCCUUACUGACUGCAGACCUGCUGUGAAUUUAGCUACUUUUGUUAAAUCAGAGAGAAAUAUGCGGCCGAUCUCGAAUUUAAUAUAUUGAUAUUUUCAUUUAAUCGCGGAUAUUAAACGAUCAGACAUCUAAUGCAGUUACUUUUCAUGCUCAAUUGGUAAAAAGGCAGAAGAGCGACAGAGAAUCGUUCAUCCAGCCACCUGUAGCUGAGAGCGACAGCUGUCAAUCAGGUGAUCUGUCAAUCAUACAGCAGUGACAGACAUGAGCUUUUUCGGCUUCGGACAGAGCGCAGAGAUCGACAUCGUUUUGAAUGACGCCGAGACAAGGAAGAAGGUUGAGCACAAAACUGAAGAUGGGAAAAAGGACAAAUAUUUCCUUUUUUAUGACGGCGAAACUGUAAGUGGAAAAGUUAAUGUUACUCUCAAGAUUCCUGGAAAAAGACUUGAACACUAUGGGAUAAAAAUCGAGUUUGUCGGGCAGAUUGAGCUGUAUUACGACAGAGGGAACCACCAUGAGUUUGUGUCAUUAGUGAAGGACCUUGCACGACCUGGGGAGCUUUCACAGUCUCAGACGUUAGACUUUGAGUUCACCCAUGUGGAAAAGCCCUAUGAAUCUUACACUGGCCAGAAUGUGAAACUAAGAUACUUCCUCCGAGCGACAAUCAGCAGAAGACUCAAUGAUAUCAGUAAAGAGAUGGACAUUGUAGUGCAAACUCUGUGCACAUACCCAGAGAUGAACUCCUCCAUCAAGAUGGAAGUUGGAAUUGAAGAUUGUCUGCAUAUUGAGUUUGAAUACAACAAAUCCAAAUAUCACCUGAGGGAUGUAAUUGUAGGGAAGAUUUACUUCCUUCUUGUGAGGAUAAAGAUAAAGCACAUGGAAAUUGAUAUAAUAAAACGGGAAACGACUGGCACAGGACCCAGUGUGUACCACGAAAAUGACACCAUCGCCAAAUAUGAGAUCAUGGAUGGAGCGCCAGUGAGAGGUGAGUCAAUCCCCAUCCGUUUAUUUCUUGCUGGUUAUGAGUUGACCCCCACCAUGAGGGACGUCAACAAAAAGUUCUCUGUGCGUUACUACCUGAACCUAGUCCUUGUAGAUGAAGAAGAGCGACGAUACUUCAAACAGCAGGAGAUCACACUCUGGAGGAAAGGAGAUAUUGUGAGGAGAAGUAUGUCCCAGCAGGCCACCAUUGCCGCCCAGAGAUUUGAGGGAUCAAACUCCGGAAAUGCAUCAGCAGCACAAGCCAAAGAAGACAAAAACUAAACACAAAAUGCUAUAUAUCAAAAUGAAACUGAAUCUGCCGAAAAUGGAAAUAAUAGCUUUGUGAGAUCAAAAAUGAGAAUCAAGCUUGUAAACUGCAGUCCAACUACUCAAAUAUGUAUAGAUUACAAAAUAUUUUUUUAUUUCUCCAUGUUCAGAUUUAGCUUAAUUCCUUUGCACUGAUAAGUCAGUAUAUAGCCUCUAUAUUUGUCCUGUUUAAUGAGCCCAAAAUGAAAUCACUGAGAUAUUUUGCGAUCAUUUGCAUUAUAAAUCUAGAAGUCCAUGUACCCUUAUUAGAGCUCAGCACAGUAUUGUUCUGUAAUUUAGGGUAGAAAAAUGAAAGCCUCCAUAGAAACAUCUAUUACUACUAAAGGGAAAUAAAUGUUAAACUACUAACUCAUGCAGGGCAGUGACUAUUGUCUUUUUAUGAUUUUUGUAUAUUAUUUUAUCAUUGAUUGAAAUAUUUAUUUUGGUCUGUCAUCUUGCGAUUGUUUUUUUCUAUUAAAAGAAUCAGCAAAAGCAUUGUCACCAUGGCAACAAAUUUUUCCAGUAUUCUCAAGAGUGGUGUUAAAUGCUGUGAUAGAGAAGGGUGUUAUAAAUCCCUCUUGUAAUUUGAUGCUAUUCAUUUUUAAAGUGAUUUGGUUUUCUUACAUGUAUAUGUUAUUGUAUAAUAUUAAAUAUGUUUAACAGCUUAUUGGCUGUUCAGGUGAUGGGGUAUGACUAUUAGUAGCUUUGCAACCAUGAAAACUUCUGCAAAAG